Macaca mulatta (Rhesus monkey) is the source of this 1291-nucleotide messenger RNA. RefSeq names its product COMM domain containing 9 (gene COMMD9). The record is from RefSeq and is a predicted model, not a curated record. Lineage: Eukaryota; Metazoa; Chordata; Mammalia; Primates; Cercopithecidae.
AGCGAAAGCCACGUGACCUCGCUUCACUGGGUGCCGUGGUCAUGUGACUUCGGGAAGAUGGCUGCCCUGACAGCGGAGCAUUUUGCAGCGCUCCAGAGCCUACUCAAGGCCUCCUCAAAAGAUGUUGUCAGACAGCUGUGUCAAGAGAGCUUUUCCAGUUCAGCCCUUGGCUCGAAAAAACUCUUGGAUAUUACAUGUUCCAGCUUGUCUGUGACCCAGGAGGAGGCAGAGGAACUGCUCCAGGCUCUGCACCGCCUCACUCGGCUGGUGGCAUUCCGUGACCUGUCCUCUGCCGAGGCGAUUCUGGCUCUCUUUCCAGAAAAUUUCCACCAAAACCUCAAAAACCUGCUGACGAAGAUCAUCCUAGAACAUGUUCUCUCUGCCACGCCUGGUCGAUCUGGACUGGAGAGUGGAUAUCAAAACCUCCUCAGACAGCAUCAGCCGCAUGGCCGUCCCCACCUGCCUGCUCCAGAUGAAGAUCCAGGAAGAUCCCAGCCUAUGUGGAGACAAACCCUCCAUCUCAGCUGUCACCGUGGAGCUGAGCAAAGAAACACUGGACACCAUGUUAGAUGGCCUGGGCCGCAUCCGAGACCAACUCUCUGCCGUGGCCAGUAAAUGAUCCAGCCAGCUGCCAGGGCCACUGCCGUGACCCAGCUGCUCAUGAGCGAUAAAUGUCUCCCCACAUGCAGGCUGCCCUCGCAGCUGCAGCUGACAACAGGCAGGAUGGUGGGGACAGCAGGGGGCUACUGCCAUCCAGAAGUUACAGCUGGAUUGGGAAGAAGCAGCCAGAUCCCCCGCUGUUCUCCUCACUCAUCUUCUUUCUCUUUCUGAAGCUGGAGAGCAGAAGCCCCCAUCUUUGAAAAGCUCCUGAAUGCAACUGAAUUCCCACCAUGGCAGGGUGAGGGAACAUUUGCGUCGUCAGCUGCCUCUGCAUAGCUGUUUGGGAAAUUCAGGCCCAAAUCAUGCAGUUUAUCCAAUACAUUUAUUUCCAACAUUAGCUCUAAUUAGUUCAUUUCCAAUCCCAGAACACACAAAGGGAAUCAGGUGAGAGAUGCCAGCAGUUCCUGCUCCUCUGUCAGGGAAGUCAGGCAGAGCCCACAGAGCAUGGUCCAUCGAGAGUGUUUCCUGAGCUCCCUCCACCACACCGGAACCCCUCUUCAGUGCAGGAAGUCUGAAAUGGGUACUAAUUCGCUUCUUCAUGAAACCAGGGCCCUCUUCCUUCAUCUGAUGCAGCCACUCCUAGGUGAAGAAGUGGGAAUAAUUGGAAAUAAACAACAGUUCUAAACUUUCA